Pelobates cultripes (western spadefoot toad) is the source of this 11317-nucleotide messenger RNA. NCBI's taxonomy places the organism in Eukaryota, Metazoa, Chordata, Amphibia, Anura, Pelobatidae. The record is from the annotation of a GenBank genome assembly.
AUGAAAAAUCUAUUGCCAGCAAAAACAGCCGGUAGUAAUGAAAUUAAAUAGCCUCUCUCCCUGGUAAACUAUAUAGACAUAGGAGCAGAAAAUAGAUGGAAAAAAAUUAUAAAAAUUAUUAGUGAUUCAAGGACAUUAAGUCCAGUGGACACAAAAAAGUUCCCUAGGUUUGCAAGUAAAUAUAUACAGUUAAAAUCACAUUUUAUUAGAGAACAUAAGUAUCAAAAUAAAAUCAUCACACCACAUCUAAAUCCGUAAGGAGAGCUAAUGAGUUCAGCAAACCUGAUGGGGAGAAGGGGUAGCAGAAUAUAGGAGGCUGCUGAAUGGCAAAUAGUGAAUGAAAUAUAAGGUGGAAAUCUAUAUACUAUAACCCUCACCAGCAGGUGAAGAAAAUGAAAGUAUGUAUCACUUGCAAUGAAGCUAGUCUGUAGUGCCAGAUGCAAAAGCACCGACAGAAUAAACUGUGUAUGUAGCCUCUUGUUACCGGCGUCUAAGAUCUAUCCGAUUGUACACACCUGCUCUGUUAAAAUAUUGAAACAAUAUUUCUCACAGUUGUUGUACAAAAAGAUCUAGAUAAAUGUAACAGGAGACAGAAGCAUAAAUAAACAUGCCUUCACUAGACUAAUAGUAUAUAAUAUAUAUGACUUCAAGGUCACUAUCUGGAGAAAUAGAAUGAGGGCUUUGGAAAAGUAUCCACCUUAACGGUUAAAAGUUAAACAGCUAAGCACAAUAACCCAUAGUAUACAUACUACCUCAUAAGUCGAUAGCUGAAUAUAUGGAUGGUAAAUAGACUGUACACUAAAUAGCCAUAGAGAUAAGUCCCUUAAUCAUAAUUUCCUUCCUGCUGAAAAUACCCUAAGAAACCCCCCAUCAUAGAGAAUAGUAACUUUGGGUAUGCUAUAUAAAUCCUCUAACCAUAACUAAAAAAGUGCCAAACUAAAGAGUGCUGUGAAAAUAAAAUAAAAAAUAUAGUCAUAAAGCCUGAUGUGUGUUUCGGCGCUACUAAAGCGCCUUCAUCUAAGGCGCCUUAGUCUAAAUCAUAAUAAAGUGCCGUACCCUGUGCCUAUAACGCAGGAAGAAACACGCCUGACGCGAGUUUCGGUGCUAUAUGAGAUGCACCUUCGUCAGGCCCUUUUAAAUAAAGAUUGUUGUUGUUAUAAGGCUUUUUCCUGUGGAAUAAAAUGGUGUUGGUAAAAUAUAUAUAUUAUUACAACUGCUGCAGCUAUACUGUUCAGAAGUUUACAAUCAAGAUCUUUGUUCAGAAGUUCACAAACAAGCUUUUUAGAUAUGUUUGAAUUCAAGCCUUUAAUUCAUCUUGUUACUCUGAUAAUUGUACUGUAUACAUGGUGUCAUAUUUCUAACUAGCAGGUUUUGCUUUACCUGCACCAUAGCUUUUUUUCUCAGGCUGUGGACCCCACAAUUUAUCGAAGGGUGAACCACCAUGUGUAUAUAUAUAUAUAUAUAUAUAUAUAUAUAUAUAUUUAUAUAUAUAUAUAUAUAUAUUUAUAUAUAUAUAUAUAUAUAUAUAUACUUUCUCCUGUCUCAAAUAACAGGGUAUAUGGUAUGUUGCCUGGAUACCACCAGAACCACCAGAUGGACUGUGCACUACUGAGGCAUUACCGAUAGGGGUGAACCCCCUUACUUCUGAGGUGACCUCCCACUAACAUAUGUGCAUUUCCCAACUAAUUGCUACGCACAUCGUUAUAGAGGUAACCCUCUCUAGCCCUGGGAUGAAGCCAAGCGAUACAUAUAUCCGCCCAGUAGUGGCGAACGGAUCUCUAGAGGUGACCCCCCAAGCGUUCUGAACCCAUGGAGGCACUGUAACAGGGUUUCACGGCUCCCAAUUUCACGUGCCUAUAGCCCCAUUUACAUAUAGACCACUAAUCCCGGUCACACAGAGGGUGACCCCCUCUUCUGGCUGCCUGCCAAUACUGCCUCACUAAACAGUGGGCUUUGAUUGCCUGAUAACCUAGGUAAACCCUAGUUGUACGCGGAGGCUUGCUCUGUGUUUUAACAUGUGUACUUCUGUACCUCAACCGAGUCUAUUUUCGUACCCAGAACACAGACCACACAGUGGUAUCGUCACUAAAAGAUGGAUGAUAUCCAUAUGGCGCGGAAUCUCUUCCUCGCAAAUGAUUGGUUCACUUGUCUGGACUUGAAGAAUGCAUACCUGUAGGUUCCAAUCAGAGAGUCGUCCAUUCAUUCGUUUCAUUUGACGGGACCGACCAUGCCAAUUCACUUGUUACCCUAUCUAUCUAGAAGACAUGCUGAUACUCUGCGAGUCCGCAUCCGGACUACGCUCUAAAGUGAGGUUUAUAGUUCUAUUUAUAGGAUCAUUAGGUUUUAUAGUGAACUUAAAGAAAAUUGACUCUAUCCCCAUCCCAAGAAGUCCAAUUCCUCGGGUUCGAAAUAGAUUCAACAAAAUGUGUCCUACGUCUUCCCACUGCGAAAGUGGCCUCAAUUCGUAAGGAGAUUCAUUGUACUCUACAAGAUUCGGUUCCCCUUUGGCUCCUCGCCCGAGUAGUGGUACUCUAUUCCUCUUUUAUACCAUUACCAGCGGAAAGGACACACCUACGACCACUGGGUACCGGUAAAACAUGAGGUGCGAACGUGACUUCAUUGGCAGCUCCUACGUAUGCAAGCCUGGAAUGGCAGAGCCAUCUUCGGGUCCACACCGGAUUUCAUAUUGUUGUUGGACGCCAGCUUCUGAGGCUGGAGAACACACUGCAUACACGCUUUCAAACGGGACCCAUGGUCAGGGGAAGAGACACCCCUUCACAUAAAUUGCUUGGAACUGAUCGCGGCAUCCUUUGCGAUCCGCAUCUUAGCCAAGGACAUUGAGGUAUCCUCCAAAUCCGCAUGGACAAUAUGUAAGCAGUUCAAUACAUUAACCAUCUGGGCAGGGCCCGAUCUCAUGCCUUGACAGAGGCAAUGAGAACCAGUUACUGACUUUGCCUUCCCUGCAACUUCACUCUCCGAGCAGAGUUUCUUCCAGGGAUCACAAAUGGGACAGCAGAAAUUGGUGACUGGACACCUUGGUAUUUGCCAUGCUGAGAAUGGUCAGAGGACUGUUCCACAUAGAUCUAUUUGCCUCACGGAUGAACACACAAACUACGAGAUGGAUUCUACAUCCAUGUCAUCCGUUUUUUCCCAAAGGUUCCCCGUCUCUGUGUGGUGAACACUCUACUACGUUAUGUGAAGGUUACUGCAUCUCUUCGGUCUUGAGGCAGGCCAACUUCUUAUUUGAUUUCUGUCAGACUUCUCAUGCAUCCUUUGCUUUUCGGGUACACCAUUAAAAAAUGCUAAAUUGAAGCCUCCUGUCAUGAUGUAAAAUUGUAGAUUAUGCUAAUGUAAUGUACCUAUAAUCUUAAUUUUAAUAAUGACAGUAGGCAAAUAUUUUCCCUCCCUUGGCUUCCCUCCUUUGACGGUUAUUGUAUUUUAGCCUGUUUACGUUUUCUUAUUGGUUUAUUCAGUUACGGUUUUCAUACUGAUUGUAUAAGUCUAGAUACGCUGAUUUGUCUGGUGGUAGUGCACGAAUGUUGAGUUGUCUACUCUAGUAUGUGGAUAUAUCGCACAUCUCGUAUACAAUAUCCUAAGUUGAUAUGUAUACUGAUAUAUACUCAGGGCCGGUGCAAAGAAUUUUGGGUACAUAGGCGAAGAUGCAUUUUUCCGCCCCCCAAAAAACAUCUUCACCCAUGUGCCUCUUAACCUCCCUUUUGUGUUUCUUAUCCCGUCUUUUAAAUAUCUGACUCCUUUUGCCUUUGUGUGUCUCCUAUCUCUCCUCUUUGUAUGACUCUUACAUCCUCCCACAUUUUGUGUCUUACUCCUCCCAGCCCCUUUGUGUGACUCCUUUUCUCCCAGCCCCUUUGUGUCUCUUUCCUUCUCAAGCCCCGGUGUGUAUUUCUUUCACAUCCAGCCCCUCUCCCUGUCCCUUAAUGGUCCCCUCCCUUCUCUGACCCUUACUGUACCUCUCCCCUCUCUCCUCCUUUUCCUGUUCCUCAGUGUUCCUUUCCCUUCCCCCCUCCUUUCCCUGUCCCUUAGUGUUCCUCUCCCCUCCCCUCUCUGUUCCUUGUCGCUUAGUGUUCCUCUCCCCCUCCCUCCUUUUCCUGUACCUUAGGGUAUCUCUCCUUAGGGUAUCUCUCACAGACACUGUCCCUUGGUGCGCCACCCACCCCCAUAGUGGUCCCCUCCCCUUCCUGGUGUGCCUCCUACCUUUCUUGUAGCGUGGCUGAGCGGAGCGAAUCCCGGUACAGUGAGCUUUUCCUGUCAGUCCUGCCAGGUACAGGAAACAGAAGUUCCUGUACCACGGUACAUUCCGCUUGGCCACGCUACAGUCAGGGGUGUAUAAACACUGACAGUCACACACACUCAGUGACAAACACACAGACAUCUCUGACAGCCAGACUCACUUAUCUGACACACUCAUUCAUUGACAGACACUCACACGCACACUGACGGGCACACAAACACUGACAGACUCAUUGACAAACACACACUGACACACACACACACACACAAACUCACAGAUACUGACAGACACGUAGUCACAUGCACACACGCACAUACUGACAGACACACUCCCACACACUGACAGACACACAUACUCACACACACUCACUCACACACACCGACAGACACACAUACUCACACACACUGACAGACACACAUACACACUGACAGACACACACACACACUGACAGACACACACACUCACACACUGACAGACACACAUACUCACACACUGACAGACACUCACUCACACACAUACACUGACAGAACCAUACAAACUGACAGACACGUACUCACAUGCACACACGCCAUUAUUACUGACAGACACACAUACCACACACUCACUCACACACACCGACAGACACACACUCACUCACACACACUGACAGACACACACACUCACACACUGACAGACACACACACUCACACACUGACAGACACACAUACUCACACGCUGACAGACACACUCACUCACACACAUACACUGACAGAACCAUACGAACUCACAGACACUGACAGACAUGUACUCACAUGCACACACGCACAUACUGACAGACACACUCACUCAUUCACACACUGACAGACACACACACUCACACACUGACAGACACACACACUCACUCACACACACUGACAGACACACACACUCACACACUGACAGACACACAUACUCACACACUGACAGACACACUCACUCACACACAUACACUGACAGAACCAUACAAACUCACAGACACUGACAGACACGUACUCACAUGCACACACGCACAUACUGACAGACACACAUACUCACACACACUCACUCACACAUACUGACAGACACACAUACUCACACACACUCACUCACACACACCGACAGACACACACUCACACACUCACUCACACACACUGACAGACACACACACUCACACACUGACAGACACACAUACUCACACACUGACAGACACACUCACUCACACACAUACACUGACAGAACCAUACGAACUCACAGACACUGACAGACAUGUACUCACAUGCACACACGCACAUACUGACAGACACACUCACUCAUUCACACACUGACAGACACAUACACUCACACACUGACAGACACACACACUCACUCACACACACUGACAGACACACACACUGACAGACACACUCACUCACACACACUGACAGACACACACACUCACACACUGACAGACACACAUACUCACACACUGGCGUGGGUCUCUCAUUGGUGGUCCAGUGGGGCUGCUGGGAGGCGUGCGGCUGAAUUGGAUGCCGAGGUGCCGAGGGAGCUCUGAUCUCUCUGAUCUGCUCCCUCGCAGGCUGCUUACUGAUGCCGCGGGAGCCGGAAUAUGACGUCUGUCUGUGUGUGUGCAUCAGGUGCCUGUGUGUGUGCUGUGUAUGUGUGAGAGAUGCUCUCUAUGUGUGUAUGUCUGUGUGAGGGGUGAUGUGUGUGUGUGAGGGGUGCAGUGUUUGUGUGUGAGUAGUGCUGUCUGGGUGAGGGAUGCUCUAUGUUGUGUGAGGGGUGCUCUGUAUGUAUGUUAGGAAUGCUGUUUGUGAGGGGUGCUCUGUGUGUGUGAGGGGUGCUCUGUAUGUGUGUUAGGAUUGCUGUUUGUGUGGUGUGGUGUGUGUGUGUAAGGAGUGCAGUGUUUGUGAGGGGUGCUCUGUGUCUGUAUUAUGGGGGCUGUGUUUGGAAGGGUGCUCUGUGUGUGAGGGGUGCGGCGUUUGUGUGAGUGAUGCUGUCUGUGUGAGGGGUGCUCUGUGUGUGUGUGAGGGGUGCUGUAUUUGUGAGGGGUGCUCUGUGUGGUAGGGGUGUGGUGUUUGUGUGUGAUGGGUGCUGUGUGUGUGAGUGGUGCUGUCUGUGUGAGGGGUGCCCUGUGUGUAUGAGGGGAGCUGUAUUUGUGAGGGGCACUCUGUGUGGUAGGGGUGCUGUGUGUGUGAGGGGUGCUGUGUGUGUGAGUGGUGCUGUCUGUGUGAGGGGCACUCUGUCUGUGUGAGGGGUGCUCUGUCUUUGUGUGAGGGGUGCUGUGUUUGUGUGUGAGGGGUGCGGUGUUUGUGGAGUGGUGCUGUGUGUGUGAGUGGUGCGGUGUUUGUGUGUGAGGGGUGGUGUGUGUGUGAGGGGUGCUCUGUCUGUGAGGGGUGCCUGUCUGGGUGCUGUGUGUGUGAGGGGUGCUCUGUCUGUGUGAGGGGUGCCUGUCUGUGUGUGAGGGGUGCUGUGUUUGAGGGGUGCGGUAUUUGUGAGUGGUGCUGUGUGUGUGAGUGGCCGCUUGUGUGUGAGGGGUGCUCUGUAUGUGUGUGAGGGUGCUGUAUUUGUGAGGGGUGCUCUAUGUGUGUGUGAGGGGUGCAGCAUUUGUGUGUGAGAGAUGGUGUGUGUGUGAGGGGUGCUCUGUCUGUGUGUGAGGGGUGCUGUGUUUGUGUGUGAGGGGUGCGGUAUUUGUGAGUGGUGCUAUGUGUGUGAGUGGUGCGGCGUUUGUGUGUGAGGGGUGGUGUGUGUGUGAGGGGUGCUCUGUCUGUGUGAGGGGUGUUCUGUCUGUGUGUGAGGGGUGCUCUGUGUGUGUGAGGAGUGCUCUGUAUGUGUGUGAGGGGUGCUCUGUAUGUGUGUGAGGGUGCUGUAUUUGUGAGGGGUGCUCUAUGUGUGUGUGAGGGGUGCAGCAUUUGUGUGUGAGAGAUGGUGUGUGUGUGAGGGGUGCUCUGUGUGAUUUAGGUAAACUAGAAACUGACAUUUAAUGAGGAUAAGUGCAAGAUAAUGCAUCUUGGACGUAAAAACCCAAGGGCAGAGUACAGAAUAUUUGAUAGAGUCCUAACCUCAACAUCUAAGGAAAGGGAUUUAGGGGUGAUUAUUUCUGAUGACUUAAAGGUAGGCAGACAAUGUAAUAGAGCAGCAGGAAAUGCUAGCAGAAUGCUUGGUUGUAUAGGGAGAGGUAUUAGCAGUAGAAAGAGGGAAGUGCUCAUGCCAUUGUACAGAACACUGGUGAGACCUCACUUGGAGUAUUGUACGCAGUACUGGAGACCGUAUCUCCAGAAGGACAUUGAUACUUUAGAGAGAGUUCAGAGAAGGGCUACUAAACUGGUUCAUGGAUUGCAGGAUAAAACUUAUAAGGAAAGGUUAAAGGAACUUAACAUGUAUAGCGUGGCUGGAAAGACGAGACAGGGGGGAUAUGAUACAAACAUUUAAAUACAUAAAGGGAAUCAACACAGUAAAGGAGGAGACUAUAUUUAAAAGAAGAAAAACUACCACAACAAGAGGACAUAGUCUUAAAUUAGAGGGACAAAGGUUUAAAAAUAAUUUCAGGAAGUAUUACUUUACUGAGAGGGUAGUAGACACAAACACUGAAGUGGUAGAGGUUAACACAGUAAAGGAGUUUAAGCAUGCGUGGGAUAGGCAUAAGGCUAUACUAGCUAUAAGAUAAGGCCAGGGACUAAAGAAAGUAUUUAGAAAAUUGGGCAGACUAGAUGGGCCGAAUGGUUCUUAUCUGCCGUCACAUUCUAUGUUUCGAUGUUUCUAACUAUUUGGUCAUUUUAUGCAGCGACCUUCGUUCCUGCUUAGCAAGCAUUGCAUUACAGAUUUCUGACCUAUGUUGGAGCAAUCAGAAAACAUCAUUAAAGCCUAUAUUUCCAUUUUAUUAAAACCUGAGCACAGAUUUUACCUCUCAAACAUACGUGCCAGUAUGUGUAAAGCCCACCUCUUGCACUUCCACCAAGGCAACUUUGGUCUGUCUACAUAGUAAUACAAGUGCUACCGGUCGUCAUAUUGGAGAACAUGUAGUGACAACAGCUGCUAUUCAGAGAAUUAAUUGUGAUUUCUUUAUUCCAGCUGUCUGUCGGCCUUGCGAGAAUGAAGACCUACUUAUGGCAAUUUGCAACAGUGAUUUUGGUGAGUUUAAAAGAAAUACAAUGUAUCUGCUGUCUUACCUUGCUCUGGUUAACACAGUUCUCCAGCAGAAUUCUUACCAACCUGACCUCUAAACUUUCAUUAUCCAACUUAUCUGUCCUUUAUCCAAUCCAUCCAACCAACACAUUCUCAUGGUUUCCUUGUUGAUUACAUAAUUAAUAUGUUUGGUCAUAUAUGUUCACGUCUGCAUUCAGUGUAAUGCACACUAGAUCAUCUCCAAUUAGUAAAUGUAGCCCCCUACUUGAUCUAUUUAUCUCUUUGAACCCUGUGCAUACCUGGUGUCCAGGGUUAUCCUCUCUGGUGAAUCGAGGUAUAGCUGGGAAAAUGAGGCCUUCACUCCGGUGAACUUGCCCACAGAUCUACUGCACAAGCUGGGAAAAUGAGGCCUUCACUCCUGUGAACUGGCCCACAGAUCUACUGCACAUUCCAUGAACCCUCUGGACACAUCUAAGCUCAAUUGGUUUGACACACACAGCUGAAACCUCAAUGCAGUUUGCAAAGUAUUUCCUUGACCAUAAUGAAUCUCACCUUCCCCCAAGAGUUACCAAGAGAGAUUUUUAAAUUUCAGGCUUUAAUGCAUAGAACCUUUAGGAGGCAGACGUCUGUUGGGACACAAUAUUUAUUAAUACCUCAUGCAAGUGACCAAUGGCUAGCACUAAGAUUAGUUCCAGAAGGACUGGAGUAAGAUCACAUGUAACAUAUUGGACACCUCAAUACUGAAAUGCAAGACAAUUCAAUGAAAUGACUGAAUUAGACUAUCAGGCAUUCUGUCCUGAUUUUUUCUAUCACUGUGGAUUAAAUUUCCACAGACUAUGCAUGUUUCUGUGUAUGCUCUUUUUACAGCCCUGCAGAAUAUGGGUGUUCUAAAUCAACCAUUUCGAGACAGACAUCUUUCCAGGUUCUUUGUAUAAAGACCCUGAAGAUAAAGUUUUAUACAAAUGCUAUGAUUACUAAUGGUUUUGAAUCCUUUCACUAGUUCAGGCAUGUUGCUGCACAACUUCUGUAAUCUCCCCUUUAAAUUAGCACAGUAAGUCACUGUUCUAUCUUAAUAGAGUCAAUGUAUUUCACUCCGUAACAUGGCCGGUUAAAGGGACACUAUAGACAACCAGACCGCUUCAUCUCCUUGAAGUCGUCUUGAUGCAGUGUCCCUGUCCCCUUAACCCUGCAAUGUAAAACACUGCAAGAUUUACAUUGCAGCGCUAAGACUGCCUUUAGAGGCUGUCUACCAGACAGCCACUGGGGGCACUUCUUGCAGAUUCUCUGAGCUUGACUACAUGAAACGAUGUUGGAUGUCCUCACGUUGUACAUGAGGAAAUCUAGUGUCAUGCAAAAUCCCACUGAAUCAAUGCUUCUCUAUGGGUAAAGUCUGAUGUGAGUGUGGAGCUAGCCGCUCAUAUACUUUAGAUCCCUCCAGCGGCUGACGUCAGCAGAGGAGGAGCAUGACCCAGCACCAAGGUCCUUCAAGUGCUGGAAUUAGGUAAGUGACCGAAAGGUUAGUUGGUUUUUAUUUUAACACUUUUAAGGAUGGGGGAGGGGUUAGCAGAAGAUGCGUGUGCAGAGGGACACGUUAGUGUUAGGAAUACACCUUUGUAUUCCUAACACUAAAGCGUUCUUUUAAUUAACUUUGCCAGAAGUUAGAGAUACAUAAUGAGUAUUUAAAUACAGAUUUCAAAAACUGGACAUUCUUAACUUCUAUCAAUUAAACCUUUCUUAACCUCAUGACCCUUUAUUCUGUGUGAGUGGGGUCAAGAUGUACGUUUUAAAUAGCUGCCUGUGUGAGUGGGAGAUCUGGAGACAGGACCCUCAAGUAAGAGUAUAAUCACCAUUACAAAAGUUAAGAUAAAUUAGGUUUAACUUAAUUAGAAACUCCCUUCACCAGUCAAAAUAUUUUCAUAAUUAAAUUCUAUAGAGAUUAACAUUUAUAUGUAUGUAUUUCUGUAUAGUUCUUGAAAGACUUAGUUUGUGAGACAGAAAAUAGUCUGUUCUCAACAAGAUAUUAUGUCAUCAUUUCAUAAAGGUCCUGAUUUUAAUUAUUUUUUUUGUCUACCUCAGUUAAUUAGUUAAAGUGACUCCCUUAUACUCCCUUUUAAUUCAUAUGGGUAGUGGGAAAAUCUGUAAGGUCACAUAUAUCACAUACUGUAAAUCACACACACAUAUAUAUAUAUAUAUAUAUAUAUAUAUAUAUAUAUAUAUAUAUAAUUCUUUAUUUAGGUUUGUACAGAAAUACUAUAAAAUAUUGCAUUUUGCAAUAUACUUUAUAUCAAUACAACUUGGUAAGUUCAGCAUCUCCAAACUGUUAGUUUUGACAUUUAUAAAACCAACCAAUUGAAAAUUUGUAAGGUCACAUUUUAUUGAUAUAUGGAAAUAACACUGUAAGAAACAGACCAUGGGGGCUCAAUUAUUAGCUCCUAGUUCAUUUAUCAAGAUUAAAUAAAACAUGUCUGAAACCGGUUUUCCUGCUGUUGCCACCAACAAUUUGAAGCUAAAAACUGUCAUUAGCAUCCUAAUCAUUCCCCAGAUUAGGGACAUCCGCAAAGUUAGCACCAUUACCCCACUGGAUAUAAACACAGCUAUGUACAAUGUGGUAUUUUAUAUCUUUUAUGUUUAGUGGUUCGAGGUUCCAUUGAGAGUGUGAGCCAUGACGAGGUCAGUCGUAUGUCUCGAGUGGACAUCAAAGCUCGGAAAGUAUACAGACAAAGAAACAGCAUAUUCCAGUUAGAUGAUUCCACCGGUGAUUGGGCUGGACCCAUAAGAACAUUGCUGCAGUGCAGAGUCAAGAAAGGAGAAGGAGAAUUCCUCUUCACUGGGAGUGAACAUUUUGGAGAUGCAUGGUUGGGAUGUGCUCCUCGAUUAAGAGACUUUCACCAUAUCUAUCAGGAAGCCAAGGAGCUUAGGACAAACCCAUGUGAAUUUCAGGCUGACUGA